CCGCUGACGCGGCCCCAGUUCUCACUGCCAUUGGGUGCCAGUUUCCAGAGAAGCCAAUCAGUGUCGCCGCGGUUCCCGGUGAUAAAGUCUCCACGGACCUACCCAGACUCAGACUCUCCCCAGACCCCGAGGAUGGAGGUCACGGCGCCCCGAAUCGUCCUGCUGCUGCUCUCGGGGGCCCUGGCCCUGACCGAGACCUGGGCGGGCUCCCACUCCCUGAGGUAUUUUUCCACCGCCGUGUCCCGGCCCGGCCGCGGGGAGCCCCGGUACAUCUCCGUCGGCUACGUGGACGACACGCAGUUCGUGCGGUUCGACAGCGACGCCGAGAAUCCGAGGAUGGAGCCGCGGGCGCCGUGGGUGGAGCAGGAGGGGCCGGAGUAUUGGGACCGGGAGACACGGAACGCCAGGGGCAACGCACAGACUGUCCGAGUGGACCUGCGGACCCUGCGCGGCUACUACAACCAGAGCGAGGCCGGGUCUCACACUAUCCAGUGGAUGUACGGCUGCGACGUGGGGCCGGACGGUCGCCUCCUCCGCGGGUACCGGCAGUUCGCCUACGACGGCGCCGACUACAUCGCCCUGAACGAGGACCUGCGCUCCUGGACCGCGGCGGACACGGCGGCUCAGAUCACCAAGCGCAAGUGGGAGGCGGCCGGUGAGGCGGAGCACAGCAGGGACUACCUGGAGGGAAAGUGCGUGGACUCGCUGCGCAGACACCUGGAGCACGGGAAGGACACGCUGCAGCGCGCGGACCCCCCAAAGACACACGUGACCCACCACCCCAUCUCUGACCGUGAGGCCACCCUGAGGUGCUGGGCCCUGGGCUUCUACCCUGCGGAGAUCACACUGACCUGGCAGCGGGAUGGGGAGGACCAGACCCAGGACACGGAGCUUGUGGAGACCAGGCCUGCAGGGGACGGAACCUUCCAGAAGUGGGCGGCUGUGGUGGUGCCUUCUGGAGAGGAGCAGAGAUACGUGUGCCAUGUGCAGCACGAGGGGCUGCCGGAGCCCCUCACCCUGAGAUGGGGUAAGGACGGGAUGGGGGGUCACAUCUCUUUUCAGGGAAAGCAGGGGCCCUUCUGGAGCCCUUCAGCAGGGUCAGGGCUGAGCCUGGGGUCAGGCCCCUCACCUUCCCGUCCUUUCCCAGAGCCGCCUUCCCAGCCCAGCGUCCCCAUGGUGGGCAUCGUUGCUGGCCUGGUCCUCCUUGGAGCUGUGCUCACUGGAGCUGUCGUCGCUGCUGUGAUGUGGAGGAAGAAGAGCUCAGGUGGAAAAGGAGGGAGCUACGCUCAGGCUGCCUGCAGCGACGGUGCCCAGGGCUCGGAUGAGUCUCUCAUGGCUCGUAUAAAGCGUGAGACAGCUGCCAUGUGUGGGACUGAGUGAUGCAGGAUUUGUUCACGCCUCCCCUUUGUGGCUUCAGAGCUUCUGACUUCUCUAUCUGCAAAGGCCUCUGAAUGACUCUGCGUCCCUGUUUGCGUGAUGUGAGGAGGUGGGGAGGCCAGCCCACCCCCGUGACCACCGUAACCUCCUCCCCACACUGACCUGUGUCCUGUCUCCAGUCACCUUUCCUGUUCCAGUGAGGUCUGCAUUCCUGGGACGUCUUCAUCCCUGUCUCAACUUGAUGGUGCACCGAGCUACUUCCUUACUGAAUAUGAGAAUUUGAACAUAAAUUUGUUUUCUCAAAUUCUUGUCAUGAGAGGUUGAUGAGUUAAUUAAAGGAGAUUCCUAAAAUUCAAGAGAGGAAAUAAAUGGAAGACCU
This is a messenger RNA of Propithecus coquereli (Coquerel's sifaka), 1756 nucleotides long. Its product is annotated as HLA class I histocompatibility antigen, B-14 alpha chain-like. The record is from RefSeq and is a predicted model, not a curated record. Gene Ontology annotation, molecular function: peptide antigen binding; signaling receptor binding. Gene Ontology annotation, cellular component: external side of plasma membrane. The coding region runs from base 133 to 1380 and encodes 415 amino acids. Gene Ontology annotation, biological process: antigen processing and presentation of endogenous peptide antigen via MHC class I via ER pathway, TAP-independent; immune response; positive regulation of T cell mediated cytotoxicity. The transcript has 7 exons. NCBI's taxonomy places the organism in Eukaryota, Metazoa, Chordata, Mammalia, Primates, Indriidae.